Messenger RNA from Cotesia congregata, 1797 nucleotides. Lineage: Eukaryota; Metazoa; Arthropoda; Insecta; Hymenoptera; Braconidae. The record is from the annotation of a GenBank genome assembly.
UGUUUCAGGCUCGAUGCGGAAAAGUUUGAUCUCAUCAAUAACACUAUUUUACCCGAGGCAGUGCAUUUCUGGGAGCGAACAUUGAUGGUUAGAGAAACUAAAAAUACUAUCCGCCUCAACCGGAAAUGUGAGAGCAGCCGGGUGUUUGUAAAGGACCACCACACCUACUGCAUUGAUACUUGUCGAGCGGUUACCAUGUGUGGUGAGGUUGUUGUACCGGAAGAGCAUCUUGAUGUAUGUCGUGUUUGCAACGCAACUGGACAAAAGUGCCAAGUCCAGGAUGACAGUAUCGCUGGAGCGGGGAUAGAUGGCGCUGAUUUUGUGUUUUACGUGUCGGCGCUGCAAUCGGAGCGGUGUCAUAAUGGACUAACAGUGGCCUAUGCAGCCCACUGCCAACAAGAAGCUGCUCUUGACAGGCCUAUUGCAGGACACGCAAAUUUGUGCCCCGGAAGCAUCAGCACAAAGCCUCAGGAGCUGGAAACUCUUCUGAGCACAGUCAAACACGAAAUUCUCCACGCUUUGGGGUUCUCUUUGAGUCUUUACGCGUUUUAUCGCGACGAAAAUGGAGAACCUAGGACGCCAAGACGGAGCGAAACGGGAAAGCCGCAGCUUAAUGAAAAGCUACAGACUCAUCAGUGGAGCGAAAACACGAUAAGAACAGUGGUGAGGCCGCAGUGGCACGUAAGAGGCGGGACCGUCAAUCGCUCGAUGCAGAUGAUCGUAACGCCACGUGUCCAGGAGGAAGUUCGCGCCCACUUCAAGUGUCCCAGUUUAGAGGGCGCUGAACUGGAGGACCAGGGCGAGGACGGUACCGCGUUGACCCACUGGGAGAAGCGUGUUUUCGAGAACGAAGCAAUGACUGGAACUCACACUCAAAACCCAGUCUACUCCCGAAUAACCCUCGCACUUAUGGAGGAUACCGGGUGGUACACGGCUAAUUACUCGAUGGCCCAGGAGCUAGGCUGGGGACGCAGAUUGGGCUGCGACUUUGCCAUGAAGUCCUGCAAGGAGUGGAUUACUUCUAGGUCUUCGAGGCUGUCCGAGGAGAAUCCUAAGGGAAAGACAAUCCAUCCGUUUUGUAAUAAGGUUAAACAAGAUCCACUGCAAACUGAGUGUACUGACGACCGAAGUUCUGUGGCGCUUUGCAAUUUAGUUGAACAUUCACAACCGCUUCCGAAAAAAUAUCAGAACUUCGACUGGAUCCCGCAUGUACUCCCAGGAAAGGAACAAUACUACGGAGGGUCAGUCUCCCUAGCCGACUAUUGCCCUUACAUCCAAGAAUUCACCUGGCGAGCUAAGAACAUCGUGAUCCGCGGUUCCCACUGCCUCUACGAAGAAAACAAUCCUCAUCCAGAGAAGAACUUCGCUCUGGAGAACUACGGGCCCUACUCCCGGUGCUUCGACCACACAAACGACAUGUGGGAGGAGCGAACUUGCAAGCAAGCCCGCCAGUGGCAGCACUGGGGCUCCGGGUGCUACCAGUACAAAUGCGAGGCCGGAAGACUUCACAUAAUGGUCGCUAAUUUUACGUACACGUGCUACCACGCCGGUCAAAAGCUCACUAUUAAAAUAAUUCAGAACGAGUGGCUCCACAAGGGGGCGCUCAUUUGUCCUCCCUGUAAAGAAAUUUGCCAACAGGAGCUCAAGGCGAAAGGCGAGUGGUGCAAACCAGGGGACGAGCAUCCUCCCUCGACUUUUUACCACCAAGAUCACUUACAGUGCUCGGCUGUCGGCAAUUUACCGGUAAUUCUACUCACUGUCGGUACAACAGUUUUAUCCUCUGUGAUUUUGAGAUGA